Rhopalosiphum padi (bird cherry-oat aphid) is the source of this 3321-nucleotide messenger RNA. RefSeq lists its product as uncharacterized. NCBI's taxonomy places the organism in Eukaryota, Metazoa, Arthropoda, Insecta, Hemiptera, Aphididae. The record is from RefSeq and is a predicted model, not a curated record.
CCUGCCGCUCAUUCUGGCUUCAUGCGCCGCAGUUCAAAAAUCCAGUGCGAAUCCGUAUAUUAUCUCCGUACCUCGCUCGCGUCUCGGAUAAUUCGAUAAAUUUUUUUUUCGACGUUUUCCCGUGCACAUCCAUUAAAUAGGACUAAUAGUGUUUUUCAAGUGUUAUUUUUUUGAUUUUAAUUUUUCAUUGGUUUACGUUUUAUUAUAAUAUAUCAUAAUAUGUUUUUAUAAUUUUUUUUUUUUAUAUAUAUUUUUUAGUAAUAUAAUAUAAUAUUAUAUGUGUUAAUGUUAAUUAUUUGUUUUAAAACAGUGUGAUUGCAGUUUUUCUUGGACGAUGACGAACAUUUAAACAUGGACCGGUAUUUUUUCAACAAGACAAAUUACGAACAUAUAUAAUCAGUAUUUCGUUAAGUGGACGACGAUGACAAUUUCAUGACAUGAACACUUUUGGUGUGGAACAAAAAAACGGCCACGUGCCGCCAUGGGACUGUCAGUGGCGGGAGACGGGCCUUCGUAGAUUUAACGCUGCGAAGGACACCGUCGAUUCAGCCAAAGGCAUCGCGAAGACUAUGCUAAUUGACCGGUUACAAAGCUUAAUUGCGGUGCUUAUCACAUUAAUUGGCGUUUUGCUUGCAAAUUCGGCUUCAGAACCUUUAUUACCCACGGAUUGGUCGAACGAAACGCAUCGUCAGAGCAACAACAAAAGUCUGAACAAAAACUCUCAAGACUGGUUAGGCGGAGAAGAAACAUCGAUAGAAGAAGAGGUAGCCGAUCAUCAUUGGCUGUCUAGUCGUAAGAGUCAAGAAUAUCUAGUCUCUGUCGGUGGUCAGGAAGACUGUUGUCCGUCACAGAUGGAAAUGAUCGAACCGAACGGCGGAAGCAACCCAGACGGGCUGUACGUUGAGCUUUUCAGCGACGGGGCCGACAAGCAGCGGUUCUACGAGGUGUCGUGCAAGCCGGGCGUCGAGGGCAAGCCGUGCCUGUUCAUGGAGCGCAAGCUGCACGGCCACUCGACGUGCGUGCAACGGUACUCGUACUCGUACGCGAUCGUGCGCGAGGAGAACGCCAGGCACCACCACGGCGGCGUCGGCGCGGGCGGACAGUACAACAGCAACGGUGGCAAGCAGACGUUCCAGUCGCUGUUCCCGAACGACAACAACGUUUGGAAAUUGGAUUACAUAAAGGUGCGCAGCGGGUGCGCGUGCAUGGUGCAGUCGCCCAAGAAAAAGCAACAAAAGCAGAGGCGGAAGAACGGCGGCGGCGUGGCGGGGGGGAGCAGCGGCGGCGGCGGCGGCGGUGGCGGCGGCAAGAGCAGGUCGCAACAGUGAGCGAUGACCAAGACGACGCCGACGACGACAUUACAGCGGCGGCGGCGGCGGUGAUGACGCCACUGCCGCCGAGCACGGUGUGUUCCGCGAGUCCUAUUCAAUAGACGACGACUACGACGACGACGACGACCCUUUUUUUCGUGUCGUCGUCGUCGUGUGUUCGCUCGUCGCGCGCCUACGCACACAAUUUAUUAUUAUAAUAAUAUUAUUAUAUAGUGUUCGUGUAUACGCACUACGUUAUUAAUAUUAUUAAAUGUAUUAAAUAUAUUUUACCUAAUAUUAUUAAUAUUAUCGUGUACACGCCGACACGCCUCUCAUCCGUUCUCGACUCGACGCCGAUUGUUUUUUUUUUUCACUCAUAAAUUUUUAGAUAUAUAUUUUUUUUUCUACUGUAUAUUAUAUAUUUUUAUGAUAUUAUGCCAAAAAACAAAAAACCACCGGCGAUAUUUUUCAACUAGAUUUUUGUUUUUUUUUAUCGCUUUUAGUUUGUUUUUUAAUCCAAACGUUAACACACGUUGCGCACGUCAUGCCGCGCGAGUCUUCUAUACUUCUUCUCCUUCCCCACCCACCUCAUCAUCCUCCUCCGUUUUUUGUAUUUUCAUUCACUCUUGCCCUAAAUAUAAUAAACGCUCACCGCUGCAUUAGCGCUUUCACGUAUAAACACACCGCGCACUCGCAAUUUAUAAAGACGUUAGAAAAAAAAAAAAUAGCAUUAAUUUAUACAUCGCUACAAACCGUUUUUUUUUUUAAAUAUGUUAUCUAUACAUAUAUAUAUUAUAUUUUUAAUAACGAUUUUUAAUUCAAUAUAAUAUAAAAUAAUAUAUAUAAUACACAACUAUAUUCAUAUAUAAUAUAAAUAUUAUAAUGUAGCGAGCGGUUAUAAUAAUAGUAAUAUAUAAUAAUAAUAAUAUUAUACUGUUUAUAGUCAUUCGAAUGUUACCUUAGGCUUAUGAAUAGGUAAUAUUGUUAAGUAAUUACGACUGCUUCGCAACGAUAGGUAGGUAGAUAGGUAUAUAUACAUACUAUACAUAUAAUAAGUGCAUAUUAUAAUGAUAAAAGAAAAAAAAAAUAAUAAAUGUUUUUUGUUUUAUAUUAUAUACAUAUACUCGUUACCUCGAUCUAUAAUUAUCAUCUUCGGGAUGAAUUACAACAUGUUAAUUUUUUUUUAUCAAACAAAAGCGCUACGUCUUACUACUCUUAAAUAUAUAUAUAUAUACGUAAUAUCUCCUUAUAACUUAAUAUUCUUCUAAAUUAAUAUUAUAUUACAUAAUAUCCUUUUCUUCAGCACCCGCAUUAUUAACUUAUUAUUUUUUUUAUUUUUUUCAUCAUAAUUUUUUUCCUUCAUCAUUCUGUUGUACAUCAUAACAAAUAUUAUAAUAUAUGUUUUCUCAAAUCUUUAUAAGUGUACAUUUUAUGUAUACAUUAAAAUACAUGGUAUGGAUAUGUAUUGACAUAUUGUAUGUGUAUAUUUAUUUAUUUUUUGUUAAUACUAUUACCGUGUUGAUAUAGUAGGUAUGUACAUUGUACACUGUGUACACAGUACAUACACAUACGUAUUUAUUGACUAAAAUAUUAUUGUACAUUUUAUGUUGUUUAUUUAUUUACUAUACUUUUAAUAUAUAUAUACACAUACAUAUUAUUAUUAUGUAUAACUAUUAUAAUAAUUUAAUUAUCGAAUAUUUUUUUUUUUGUAUUCUUUUGUUUUUUGUCAAUUUAAAUUUUGGUUCGUUUCUUAUAUAUUAUAUAUUAACGACUCAUUAAGCUGUUUUUGCCACACAUAAUUGCAUCAUAUUAAAUGUUACAUAACAUAGCCAAUAGUUACAUAACCGAUGUCAAACGCACACAUACAAGUGUCUGCGUUGAGCGCGCGCGUACUUAAUAAUGUAUAAUAUCUUUAUACAAAUAUUUUUAUAUUCGAGUUUGUAUCCAGACAACGACUGUGUACCUAUAAUAUAAUAGCACAAAAUAAUAAAAUAUUAUAUUUUACUACGUA